CAUAAUUCUUCCUACGAACAUGGGAAUUCCAGAGGAAGAGGCCGAGCUCGCCCAAGAGAUGGUGCAUUACUUGACGCAUGACGUCAUGACGCUGCUGCGGAAGGCGAAGAGUCAACUGGAGGAUGCUGAGCGACGAUGGACGCGAAUGGAGGCCCUCGAGGAAGCCACGGGCAAGUCGAUGAAAGCCAACGUGAAGAUCGACGGUCACCUCGUCGUUGAGGCAGACAUAGAGGUCAACUUGCGUCGGGGAUACCUUGUCAACUCAAAGUUACAUCAAGCAUGCGUGCUGGACCAAAUGCUAGAAUUCCAUCGAGUUCUGCAGCUUCAGUACCGCCGAAUGGAGCAAGUUGCAAGCGCGCUGAGGAAACAAUUAUCCUUGAUCCAAGGCGGCACUGACCACGCUCCGUUGCUGCAACAGAUUGCACCGUUGGUGUCCGAAAUCGUCGCAGAGCUCGGUGCCAUUUCCCGCGAGCUGCGGACUGGCGGCAACGCCGUGCGCCUUCCCAGCACUCGGCGGUUUCCGUACUCAAGCCAACUCGAUCAUCAUUUCGUCCCACCAUUGCCCUCCGACAUGCUCGUGGACUUUUCCGUGCAUCAAGCCCGACUGGUGGGGGACUCCCAUCUCUUCCCGCCUUCAAUAGUCACGUGAUGGAGGCAGGUCAUUGAGGCUUUCAUCGUGGCGCCGUCGACCAAGCCUGUCGGCGACAUCCUGUCUGGGGAUACCAAGAAAGAAUUUGCCGGACAAGUCACAGUGUUCCGUGGCCAGGCAGUCGAAAUCCUCAAGCAGACGAGUGUGGCUGUCGACCUGCCUGGUCUAGACGACAUGCUGUCCGUGGCUGAUGCGCAGGUCGCGCGCAUGCUGCACGUUCGGGACCAAGGGGGGGCGCUGAUGCAGUGUGGCGUGCCAUCAUAAACAAGCCUUUAACGUCCCUUUCUCCAUGGCCAAGAAUGUAUUGCAAAUGCGUGCACCACGGCCUACCACCACCCGUGCCAAUACAGCACACUGCCUUCACGCAAAUCCAACUGAUUGUGCUUGCGAAUCGCUUAAACGAUGGACCCGAACAGGUCCAGCGUGCAGUUCCAGUUGCCGACUACACUCGCUGUAGCAUAACCAGGUACAAGGCCAACGGGGUUUACUUGGCUGUCGUAUGCAGAAAGAUGCAGUUGUCGCCAAAUUUGCACGUCCCGGUCUUGAAUUGGUUACACGGUCUCGUUGGUUUCUUGAUGGCCUGGUGGGGCUUGGAGUUCUUGUUGUCGUGGCUAAACGAGCACAUAUCGCCGCGAAAGCACGUGCCGCGCAUAAAGUCGUAGCAUACUCGGACAGCUUCGUGGAAGUGCUCCUUCUUCGUUCGUUUUCGCAUGAGGUGCCACUUGCCGAGCUUGUGCUCGGCGAGCUGUUCCGCGCUGGUAAAGUCCUUGGCGCACAGUUUGCAGCUUGUGCGCUGGGUGGUCGUCCCGACGACGUCGUUGUGGGCAUCGGAAGCCUUGUGUGUCUGAAAAUCGUCCAAGUCUUUGCCGACAAACCCGCACGGUUUGCAUGCAAACGGGACCUUACCGACGAUCUUUGGCGGCGGAGCCACUUCGGUUUGUGACGUAUUGAUCCUUCGAUUGCUUUGAAAGGCUUGCGCUUUCGGUAGAAGCUCGGAAGGCAAUGCCGGCACCUUUUCAUUUUGAUAUGCGGACAAGCUGAGGAUUGCAGGACCGUCAUGUGUUCUUUUGGCCUCGUCAUCGUUUUCGUCAUCAUUGACGGAGUCAUCGGAGCUGUCGUCGUCGCUCGACGAUGAAUUCAACUGCGCCUCAAGUGCCUUGAUCUUGUCUUCAAGGUCAUCAUCGCUUUCCUUCUUGGCAACUACAAAUGGAAGGUCGGCAGAUUGUUGCAUGCGCUUUGCGAUGGGCACCUCGGCGCCGGUUUGCCGCCGCCGUUUCUCGACCAUGGCGC
Aphanomyces invadans is the source of this 1939-nucleotide messenger RNA. RefSeq lists its product as hypothetical. Lineage: Eukaryota; Oomycota; Saprolegniomycetes; Saprolegniales; Verrucalvaceae. The transcript is spliced from 6 exons. Bases 20 to 649 code for a protein of 209 amino acids. The record is from RefSeq and is a predicted model, not a curated record. Gene Ontology annotation, cellular component: RAVE complex.